Rotaria socialis is the source of this 600-nucleotide messenger RNA. Lineage: Eukaryota; Metazoa; Rotifera; Eurotatoria; Philodinida; Philodinidae. The record is from the annotation of a GenBank genome assembly.
AUGGAAUUUGCUGAGAGAAUGUUAAGAAAAUAUGGUUGGGAUGACGAUAAAGGUCUUGGUAAAGAUAAUCAAGGGAUGAAAACACCUAUUAAAGCAGUUUUGAAAUUCGAUAAUCGAGGGGUUGGAUGCAAUCAAAAAGAUGAAUAUUCUAGUGAAUUCAAAUGGUGGGAAUAUUCGUAUAAUCGAGCUGCAAAAAAAGUUUCUGAAUCUCUUGAUCAAUCACAAGGUGAAGAGAAAAAAGAUCAGAAACGUAAACAUUCCGAAGAUAAACAAGAAAGUUCAAAAAAAUCUAUCUAUUCUCGAUUCGAAAAAAGUUCAGUUUUAAUGGGUAACAAAGAAGAAUCUCUUCGAGUCGAACAAGAAACUGUUGUUACUGAAGUCCAUGUUUCUUCAUUACCAACUGAUGAAGAAUUACAUCGAAUAUGUGGCGGUCGAACAGCUCAUAAAGGUGCUCGUCAUGGAAUUCGUAUGAAUGGAAAAUUACAACGCUUACAAGAACAAGAAGAACGUAGUUUUUCCGCUUCUUCUGAAAUUUUACUUGAACAAAAUAUAGAAAAAAAGAAAAAGAAAAAGAGAAAAGCAGAUGAAACUGUUGAAUAG